AUGGUUGAUUUUCACUUAGUAAUCCUUGUUCAUGGAAUCUGGGGCAAUUCCUCACAUCUCAACUAUAUCGAAAAACAAAUUGAUGAUAAUAUCAAGCCCAUUGAUGGAAGUAGAUUGUUGGUGCACAAGACCGGCUCGCACUCAGGCUAUUUGACAUACGAUGGUAUUGAUGUCAAUGGCAAGAGGAUAGUUGAUGAAAUUCUUCAACAAACAAAGCAAAUCUCCGAGCAAGGCGAUCGCGUCACCAAAUUCUCCAUUAUUGGGUACUCAUUAGGUGGUUUGAUCUCGAGAUAUGCCAUAGGUAUACUUUACGCACAAGGGUUCUUCACUGACAUACAACCCAUCAACUUUGUCACAUUCUGUACCCCGCAUAUUGGGGUGCUGAACCCACAAACUCACAAUUUAUCAGUACGGAUCUACAAUUACACUGCGCCGCUCUUCUUGCUCGUUACUGGGUCUCAAUUCUUCCUCAAGGAUAAGGUUGGCAAACACAAUAAACCAUUGCUCGUUUGGAUGACCGAUCCAAACUCCAAAUUCUACCAAGCAUUGAAGAACUUCAAGUAUAGAGCACUUUAUGCCAAUGUGGUCAAUGAUAAGAGAUGCUCGUGGUUUACAGCUGCUAUAUCAUCUGUAGACCCUGUAAACUCAAUGUACAACAAAUCGGCAGAAAAUAUUGAAUGUGAGUACAUCAAGGGAUAUGAACCCAAUAUUAUUGACUCAGCAAAGCCAUUCCAUUAUGUGCAAAGAAAAUCAAAUACACAAACUCCAUAUGAGAAUUCCAAAUUCAGUUGGUUGUGGAAGACCUUGAACUGGAUUAAGUUGAUUGCUUACAUCACGGCGUUGUCUCCUAUUUGGGCGCUAUCAUUCAUCAUUCCCUCGAUUGUGCAAAAAAUCAAAUCCACAUUUAGACUACGCGAGUUUAACAAUAACAAGGAUAAUAAAUUAUCCCAUCUUUACGAAUACUCUGAAGAAACGUCAUCAUUAUUAACUGAUUUUUCAAACAAAAUGGAGGACGAGCAGGACACCGUUGUUGAAGACAUGUAUGGAGCAAUGAGUUACAGAACAUCGCAUUCAUCAAAGUUCCCAGAGAUCAAACUCGACCCAAACCAAUCAUAUGCGGUAGAAAAGUUAAACACCUUGACGUGGAGAAAAAUCCCUAUUCUUUUAAGGAAUACGAUGAUGACACAUGCGGCAGCAGUGGUGAGACAUCCAGAUCCAACUUUCGAUGAAGGACAAGUAGUGAUUAAACAUUUUGUAAAUGAAGUCUUUCAAUUAAAUUAG
This is a messenger RNA of Lodderomyces elongisporus, 1281 nucleotides long. RefSeq lists its product as uncharacterized. Gene Ontology annotation, molecular function: phosphatidylcholine lysophospholipase A1 activity. NCBI's taxonomy places the organism in Eukaryota, Fungi, Ascomycota, Pichiomycetes, Serinales, Debaryomycetaceae. The record is from RefSeq and is a predicted model, not a curated record. The transcript is spliced from 2 exons. Bases 1 to 1281 code for a protein of 426 amino acids. Gene Ontology annotation, cellular component: lipid droplet.